UCUGACAUGUAUAUUAUGAUAUAGUAUUCAUUAUUUAUUUACAAACUUGAUACGUAAAUAUAUUUUAAAUAAAUCAUUGACCAAAAAAUGGGUAAACCUCCAAAUGGAAGAAAACAUGUUCAUGCAGACAGAGAAGGGAAGCGCGGUGAUUCAACGCGUGAAAACGAUCCGCUAACGUCAGAAACGUCUGCACAUGAAGUCGAGGACAGAUUACAGCGUCUGGAGAACGCUCAUUCAACCGGAAAUUCUGACGUGUAUAAAUUCGCAUUUUUCUUUGUAAUGGGAGUAGUUUUAACAGUUUUGAUAUACCCGAGGGUCUCUUCCACGUUUGAUACAAAAUCAUUACAGUCGAUGAACAAUGUACAAGUAAAGAAAGCCGAGAGCAGUUUCGAUAUAGAACAAAUAGACGAACUUGAGGAGUUACCAGAAGAACAUGUUCCCGUUGUAGAAGACAGAAAAGAACAUAAUCGAUCUAAACUUUUCGUAAAGAGAGAGGACUAUAAACAAGAUGGAAAAGAAGAUGCAAUACAAAGGGAUGACCGCAAACUUAAUAAACGUGAAGUAAAAAACGUUAAAACUAAUGUCAAGGAAGAAAAGAAAUACAGUAAUGAUAAAGAGCACGUGGAAGUUGAAACAGGUCAAGACGACGGUACAGAUGACAUUGAGGACGAAGGCGAACCUGUUAUUCUAAAACAAGAAAAAAUUGAGGAUCUUAUGGAAGAUGAAGUGGUUGAAGACAAAGCUGAACCAAUAUCAUUCUCUUCAAAUAAUGACGAUACACAACGAUUAAAUAUAAAUAUUGAAGAUGAGGAAGAACCACGGACUGUUGAAUUGUUUAAAGCAAACGCUGAAGAUUUAAUAAGAGAACUUCCUAUAAAGAUAAAACAAGAUGAUGUAGAAAAUGAAGACCCUAUCUCGAAAAGGAAACCUAAUAAAAAAGUAAACAAAAGCAAGAAAUCAUCACAAACAAAACCAAAGGACAAAGAGAACAAAGAUACUGAGAACAAAGAAACAGCAUCCAAAACAGAAACCAACGAAAAUAUCCCAAAAGAAAUAAAAGACUUUAAACCGACGUACCAAAAGACAGUGACACCGAAAAAAGUUUUUAUUGACGGGCGACGAAUCCCGCCGAUGGAAUUGUUACCACAGAAGCCGAACAACAGCAGUGUAAAAAUAUGGUUAUUUGAGGAAUUUUUAUCAGAAGAAGAGUGUGAUGGUUUGAUGAGAGUUCACAAUAAACAUGUAGAGGACCAGUCAAAAGAUGACCCCAUCCUUUGCUUUGAUAGUGUAUCCACGUUGCGAAAACAUCUGAAAAGCGCGGGAAAACGUAUGCUCGUAACGCCGAAUGUUUUCACAAAAGGAACCACGUGUGUAAAUGCAAGUUUCUCGAGUCAGCUGAAAGAAUGGUUUAAAGGGAACUGGAGUUAUAGCACCGCGUUUUACCCGGGAGAAAGCCGCUUUGCAAUGGCUUUCGAGCAGAGGGUCAAACAAGCCAUGGGUCUGAAUCCUGAAAAUGGCGGGAAAUUUCAGAUAACAUCAUAUCCGGAAGGCAUUGGGUACAAAUCUCACACGGACUGUGUAGAAAACUCGGAAGAUAAACGAGACAGAAUGGCAACAGUGCUUGUGUACCUAGAUACAGUAACAGAGGGCGGAGAAACAGAUUUUCCUGAACUAGGUGUAUGGGCUCGACCAAGGAAAGGAAGAGCUCUUCUGUGGAAUAACAUGAACCCUGCAGGUGACUGUGAACCUAUGUCAAUACACAAAGCCAACAAAGUCAUUGACGGACAUAAAUUUAUUCUUCAACGAUGGUAUUACUACAAGAGCUUUUACUCUCUCGGGAAACGACCCCCGGAGCCCCCACUCCCAAAGAGGAAAGAUGGACAACCUCGAGUGUCUUGUGAUGAAUAUGAACACGGUAGUUGCCGCUGGUAUGACGAGUGGAACUUUGAACAUAUGAUAGAAUAUGAACGACAAAAAUAUACUCUUGUAUAAACAUAAUGAUAAAAGAUUUUAUAUGUACUUUUUUGCUAAUAAAGGGAAAUAAACUC
This is a messenger RNA of Ruditapes philippinarum (Manila clam), 2048 nucleotides long. RefSeq lists its product as uncharacterized. The record is from RefSeq and is a predicted model, not a curated record. The transcript has 6 exons. Gene Ontology annotation, cellular component: endoplasmic reticulum. The coding region runs from base 88 to 1992 and encodes 634 amino acids. Gene Ontology annotation, molecular function: iron ion binding; procollagen-proline 4-dioxygenase activity; L-ascorbic acid binding. Gene Ontology annotation, biological process: peptidyl-proline hydroxylation to 4-hydroxy-L-proline. Lineage: Eukaryota; Metazoa; Mollusca; Bivalvia; Venerida; Veneridae.